Messenger RNA from Salarias fasciatus (jewelled blenny), 1990 nucleotides. It is a transcript of the gene uck2a, whose product is annotated as uridine-cytidine kinase 2a. The record is from RefSeq and is a predicted model, not a curated record. Gene Ontology annotation, molecular function: kinase activity; ATP binding. The coding region runs from base 12 to 803 and encodes 263 amino acids. NCBI's taxonomy places the organism in Eukaryota, Metazoa, Chordata, Actinopteri, Blenniiformes, Blenniidae. The transcript is spliced from 7 exons.
GCAGAUGAGGCAUGGCAGGCGAGAGCGAGACAAAGGCAGGUGACCGAGCCGAGGAUGACGGCGCGCAUCGGCAGCCCUUCCUCAUCGGCGUGGCCGGAGGAACAGCCAGCGGCAAGUCGUCAGUGUGCAGCAAGAUCAUGGAGGUGCUGGGGCAAAAUGAGAUCGACCACCACCACCGGCAAGUGGCCAUCCUCAGCCAGGACAGCUUCUACAAGGUUCUCACCUCGGAGCAGAAGGCCAAGGCGCUGAAGGGCCAGUUCAACUUCGACCACCCGGACGCCUUUGACAACGACCUCAUUAUCACCACUCUGCUGGACAUCAUGGAGGGAAAAACGGUGCAGAUCCCCGUUUACGACUUUGUUUCGCAUUCCAGGAAGGAGGAGACGGUGACGGUGUACCCUGCCGACGUGGUGCUGUUCGAGGGAAUCUUGAUGUUCUACUCUCAGGAGAUCCGAGACCUUUUCCAGAUGAAGCUGUUCGUGGACACCGACGCAGACACGCGCCUGUCACGAAGAGUGCUGCGGGACAUUAGUGAGCGCGGUCGGGACUUGGAAAGCAUUCUAACUCAGUACAUCACGUUGGUCAAACCGGCGUUUGAGGAGUUUUGCCUCCCAACGAAGAAGUAUGCAGACGUGAUCAUACCUAGAGGGGUUGAUAACACUGUUGCCAUCAACCUGAUCGUCCAGCACAUCCAGGACAUUCUGAACGGAGGCCUGGUCAAACAGCUGAACGGCUGGUUCAGCGGCGACGGGACGGCGAAGGAGCAGCGGGCCGGCGUGGAGUCCAGCAGCCGGCCGCACUGAGGCUCCACACCCCCCACCCUUCACCCAGGGACGGGCGUUCGCCGCGGAUGUUUGCCUCAGCUGGCCUGGCCGUGGCGGAUGUGAGGGAAUCUACCGUGGAGCGGGAUGAAAGUGGCGGCGCUUUCGGUUGUUCUGUUUUCUCUUGAGCUUGUGCACUGUAUGAGAUCAAAAAAGAAGUGAAUGGUGGCCACUCUUCUGCGAGGGAGGAGCUUUCUGGAAGAGGACGCACCACGACCUUCUACAGUGUGCCGAGUGCAGUGAGACUGCAUGCCGUCGGACAGCGAUCGCUUAUCCUCCAGCUCCGCUACGGACCUCUUUGAUAAAAUGAUGUGGAUUCUGUUCGUCGCCCCCUAUAGAAGCGUUUGAAUCGUCUCCCUUAAAGCCGCUUUAGUUAUUAAACGAAACAACCGAUUUCCACCUCAAAACAUGUGGCCAAAGAUCGUCUUUGUUAGGUUUUCUUUUUUUCUUUGUUGUAUUUCUGUUCAAUACGAUACAAUGACAAUAUAGAAUUACCAUGAAGUGUUCAUUUCUUCUCCCCCUCUCAGACGCACAUGUGUUUAAGCUGUAGAAGUUACAUGAAGACCAGUGUGCCCCCCUCGGUAAACGCUGCUUAAAGCUGCCUUUCUGUUCCUGUGUACGUGUUUCCUACGAUAAAGCUCUCAGGUACACUCUGUUUGCCUGGAUGGUUUCCUAAAAAUGUUGCUGGAAUGGGGCGAGGUGGUCGUACCCGGGUGACGGCCUGGUCUGUGUUUUUCUUUGAUGGGUUGUUGAUGCAUUAAAAUGGGACUAAGUCGUUUCUCUGGCAACACCUGCAUUCUGUACCAGUACCAGCAAACUUCUGUCAUUCUGAUCUUUCUUUCAGGGCUGGCCGGACACUUCCCAAAGCCUUAAGCUGCUAAAAUAGACGCUUCAACACACAGUUUCCUGAAAAAAGUAACGAGGGACACAGUUUGCAUUACUUUAGUGCUUUAGCUGCAUUUUUUGCUCCAUAGAAUUUAAAUGUGUGACGUUCAGUUCAUGGCAGUGCCGUGUCAAACUUUUCUGUUUUUCCACCUUCUCAGAUGAUGAGAAUGGCACAUUGACGAGUGGUGACUGUUUUCACAACCUCCACCAGGUGGAGGAGGCGGACGCCACGCUGGAAAUGUCUGCUGUCUGUAUAGUUUUUAAAUAAAAUCAAUAGCACUCGA